UUGUGAAAUGAAUUCAUGUCGUUUAUAUUCCGCAAAAACCGAUCAUCGGUGAAUUCAGUUUUGUUUUUCGAAGUAAUGGCUAAUUGUGAAAUUUUUUAACUGUGUUGAGGAAAAUAAUUUUUUGGGUAAUUUCUUACAUUUGCGGUUAUUAUACUAACUAAUUUAAUGGCUGAUUCACGCGACUUCGAAGCUUCAAAGGAAAUUUUAUAUGUUAGCUUUAAUCAAACUGCAACUGGACUCAAUAUUGGAUCUAAAACUGGAUAUACUUCAUAUGAUUUAAAUACUACUAAUGAAGUAAUCCCUACAUUUGAUUCUCCAACUGAUAUUAAAGAUGUACGCAUUGUUGAAAGAGUCUUUAGUACAAGUCUAAUUGCAUAUGUGCAACUCGAAAAACCUAGAACUUUGGUUUUGAUUCAUCAUGUGAAAGGCCUUGUCAUUAUUGAGAAAUCAUUUCCAAAUACAAUUCUGUCUGUCCGAAUGAAUAGAACAAAUGUAGUUGUAUGCCUGGAAGAUAGAAUAUUCAUUAUAAGCAUUAAAAAUUUGACACAAACUAUACAUGAGAUUACAAAUACCCAGACAAAUGAAAAAGGCUUGAUAGCUUUAACCUAUGGUGAAGAAAAAAAGCCUUCAUUCCUUGCCUAUCCUGGGAGCUCAACAAUUGGAAAUGUUCAGAUUUUUGACACCAUAGGAAUGCAUGCAAAGAUAACUAUUCCUGCUCAUAAUUCUGCACUAGCUGCUCUUGCUUUUGACGAAAGUGGGGAAAAAAUAGCUACAGCAUCGAUUAAAGGAACUGUGAUACGCAUAUUUUCAGUUGCUAAAGGAGAACAAUUGUACGAAUUUCGCCGUGGUGUCAAAAGGUGUGCUGAAAUCAAUUGCCUUUCUUUUUGUAAAAAUCCGGAAUUGCUGUGUGUCUCAAGUAACACAGAAACCAUCCAUAUUUUUAAAUUGACUCCUUCUGAUGUUCCUCAGCCAGCAGAGGAAGAAGAAACAGAAGGUUGGAUGGAGAUGUUUAAUCGAUUAGUCACCCAAUCUGCUAAACUUCUUCCUACCCAAAUGUCCGGCGUUCUAACUCAACAGAGAUCUUUUGCUCAUGUACAUUUACCCUUUGUCUCCAAGUCCACUAUUAGUGCCAUUUCCUUCAUCAGCAACAUUCCUUAUGUAGUGGUGACAUCACUCGAAGGUUUUUUGUACAUAUAUGACAUUAAUAUGGAUACUGGUGGACCUUGUCAAUUAGUUAAACAAUACAGGUUGGAAGGACCUCCUCCUAAGACUCAUCGUUCACCCGAUAACAACCAUAAAAAAUAUGCUAAUUUGGAUAGUCAGAAAAUCCAAGAGCAUUCAUUAGAAUUGGAUGACAAACUACAACUUGGCAAUGUUUCUCCUGGCCCUUCUUCCAAUGUACAUAAGUUGAGCCAGGCAUUACAAGAUGAAAAUUUGGAAUCUAAUACUACUGAAGGUUGUUCCGAAAGUUUUCCUAAAUGCGAUGGCCCUGACACAGACACAUCUCAACAGCACCCGGAUUAUGGAAAUAUUAAUGGUUGCAAUGGUGUUUUUGAAUCUUGUGACUAUUUUAGUACUGUAAAUUACAGUAAUGACUCUAAUGAUGCAUUACCCCCGAUACUUACGCAAGUUGAGCCAUGAAUUUAUACUGCUUUUUCUACUUCACUUCAUUGGUGACUUUAUAACUUAUGAUGAUCAGUAAAAUUGACAAGUUACUGUUC
Molecule: messenger RNA, 1721 nt
Organism: Argiope bruennichi
Lineage: Eukaryota; Metazoa; Arthropoda; Arachnida; Araneae; Araneidae
Product: WD repeat domain phosphoinositide-interacting protein 2-like
Exons: 12
Coding region: 166-1641 (491 amino acids)
Biological process (GO): autophagy of mitochondrion; protein localization to phagophore assembly site; protein lipidation
Cellular component (GO): cytosol; extrinsic component of membrane; phagophore assembly site membrane
Molecular function (GO): phosphatidylinositol-3,5-bisphosphate binding; phosphatidylinositol-3-phosphate binding; protein binding
Source: RefSeq, a predicted model, not a curated record